Molecule: messenger RNA, 1875 nt
Organism: Darwinula stevensoni
Lineage: Eukaryota; Metazoa; Arthropoda; Ostracoda; Podocopida; Darwinulidae
Source: the annotation of a GenBank genome assembly
AUGCGUGUGAAUGGGAGGAAGCCUGUUGAACAAAUGGAAUCAAUUUUGGUGCCAAUCCCAACAACAAUUGAUGGCCUAAAAGAUGAGGCUGUAUCUACGGGCAUAGAUAGACAGCAUCUUGUUGAUAUCCCCUGUGAAGAUGAUCCCCUUCUGGGAAAGGAGUCUGAAGUUGAAGUGAACAUCAUUGAACACACGACUCAAAGUUUGAGCAUGUCUAGGAGAAGGGGUUCCAAAGGUGGACUUGUAGAUGAUUUGGGAAUCCCUCUGAAAACAUCCAUAUAUCAGGAUGAGAAACAAUUUACACCUACACAUUUUAUGCCUGAUAUUGGACAGGACAUGACCUUCUUACUCAAAGUUGCCACUCUGAAUAUAUGGGGGAUUCCCUGCAUAUCAAAGGACCUGCCAGAGCGUGUCAAAAUUAUUGCAGAGGCACUCCUCAUGGGGCACUAUGAUGCAGUAUUUCUGGAAGAAGUUUGGAGUCAUGGUGACUUUCUCAAGAUCCAAGAAGUUCUCACUCCAGUGCUUCCUUACUCUCAUUUUUUCUUCAGUGGAGUGGUGGGAUCAGGACUUUGUCUGUUCUCCAAGUAUGAGAUCACAGACAUCCAUUUCCAUAGAUGGACUGUCAAUGGUUACAUUCACAAGAUCCAGCAUGGUGAUUGGUUUGGAGGGAAAGGGAUAGGAUUAUGUCAGAUCAGGAUCCAACAUCUUCUUGUCAACCUUUAUGUGACACAUCUCCAUGCCAAGUAUCACAGGAGUCAGGAUGAGUAUCUGGCCCACCGAGUGAUCCAAGCAUAUGAGACUGCAACCUUCAUCAAACUCACCUCCUUGGGUACAGAUAUCUCCAUUCUUGGAGGAGAUCUCAAUUCUGAGCCCGAUGAAAUCUGUUACAGGAUCAUCCGAGCUUGCAGUGGCCCUCUUCAGGAUUCAUACUGCCCAAUGGACGGACCCAUGAGUGAAGUGACUGCUACAUGCAAUGUCAUUGGAAACAGCUAUUCAAGCAGUAAGGGAGCCUUACCAGAAGAGAAAUUGGACUACAUAAUGUUCUCGCAUUCCCCAAAGACUCAGGUGAAGGUCCUGGAAACAGUGUUGCCAUGGCCUGAGAAGGUACCAGGGCAGCACUUCAGUUACUCUGACCAUGAAGCAGUCCAGUGUACCCUCAAGAUUUCACUAGCUCCAGGGACAGGCAUUCAGCAAGAGACAAAGUCAGGAAUUGGGAGCCCUGGGGAACUGCGGGUGAUUGAAGAAGCUCGUCUAAUCUGUGAAAAGGCCUUGAAGAAGCUUGAGAAGGACCGUUUUUGGUACCUCUUCUCUGCUGCAUUUUUGUUCUUGGUAUUCCUUGUCAUCCUGGCCAUUGACUUCCCGAUGGGGCACUUCUCAAUUGCCUUUCUCUUGAGAACCAUCUUGGCUGUGGCCUGGCUGUUCUGCUUCAUGAUGGGGACCCUGUGGAACCUUAACGAGACUCGGGCCAUCACUGGAGGUAUUCAGGCAAUGAGUCUGAGAAUGAGUGUGUUGAAGCACUUCUAUGAAGACAUUUCCUCAGCGUCAUGCUUCACGAACCGUGGUGAUCCUGAUGUCACUCACUGUCAGUUUUGCGAUAGAGUCAAAGAUUCUUCUCGAACCGGUGUUAAAAGCAAGCUCCAGGCAUUCAUUGGCAUCGAGGAGUCGAUCCUGCGCCGCAAACCGGUCGUCUUCCCCCAUUUCCCCCGAAAAUUCUCGUUCUCCCCAGAGACAACCACAGCCGUCUCAUCUGCAGACUUGAUUUUGAUUCCCUUGAAGGCGCCUAGAGUAGUUGUGAUUCGAGCGAAGAAGAAGGGAAGUGGGAACUCCACCCUCGAGGAUGCCUCUUCUACGUGGAAACGGAUGUUAUUAUCAUAG